UGAUCUGUUCUUUGUUAAACCAAAAAUUACAGAUACUUGGUCGCCCAACAAUAAGCCAAUACCUAUCAAUCCGGCGAGUCUCUCACACACUCUCUACCCCUAAUCUUCAAUCCUCAGUACCGCGUCGAAGUCGAAUACGGCCAGAGAAGAAAACAUAAUUCUUGACGACACGAGUUGAAAGUUGCCCUCGAAGUCCUAUACGCCCACCCGGCCCAAAGUAAUCCGAAAUGUCGUCGAUGUGGAUGUCCGAUACCCAAAAAAUCGGAGUGAUUUUUUGCUCCGGAGGCGGUUUCUUCCUCAUCGGCGGAGUGAUGCUCUUCUUCGACCGGGCCAUGCUUGCCAUGGGAAACAUCCUAUUCCUCAUUGGCCUUACAAUCAUCAUCGGACCCCAAAAGACGCUCCUCUUCUUCGCGCGGAAACAAAAGGCAAAGGGCACGGCGGCCUUCUUCGCGGGGCUCGCCUUGAUCCUGCUGCGGUGGCCCCUGAUCGGCUUCUGCGUCGAGCUCUACGGCAUCAUGGUUCUGUUUGGCGACUUCCUCGGCACCAUCGCCGCGUUCGCACGCAACAUUCCGGUUAUCGGGCCGUACAUCGGGGUCGCCGUCGACCGGUCCGGGGUCGGACGGAGGAAUGCCGAGCUGCCUGUAUAGAUGCCGGUUGGCAUGGUCAGAUUGGAUAUCGGCCUGGCUGAAGCUUUGAGCUACAGCCGCAGCGUCUCCAAAACUUUCGGGCACUCAGUAACGGGAUCUUAGAAAAGCGUAUAAGAGGGGUUCAAUACCACAACGGCGCACUUUGACGAACCCGAAGGGAUAGUAGGAUGUGUGCCGUAUCCAGUUGUGCACUAGACAAAGUUAGACGGUCGGCCAUAACAGCAGUACGAAGUCAUCCCACACAUAACGACUGAAUGAAAGACGCUUGAACAU
Messenger RNA from Colletotrichum destructivum, 920 nucleotides. RefSeq names its product Putative vesicle transport protein, Got1/SFT2. Lineage: Eukaryota; Fungi; Ascomycota; Sordariomycetes; Glomerellales; Glomerellaceae. The coding region runs from base 228 to 647 and encodes 139 amino acids. Gene Ontology annotation, biological process: endoplasmic reticulum to Golgi vesicle-mediated transport; retrograde transport, endosome to Golgi. The record is from RefSeq and is a predicted model, not a curated record. Gene Ontology annotation, cellular component: Golgi membrane; COPII-coated ER to Golgi transport vesicle; Golgi cis cisterna. The transcript has 5 exons.